Molecule: messenger RNA, 1055 nt
Organism: Aplosporella prunicola CBS 121167
Lineage: Eukaryota; Fungi; Ascomycota; Dothideomycetes; Botryosphaeriales; Aplosporellaceae
Exons: 3
Coding region: 12-1055 (347 amino acids)
Molecular function (GO): D-amino-acid oxidase activity; FAD binding
Source: RefSeq, a predicted model, not a curated record
CCCCAACCAGCAUGGCGAAGAUAACUAUACUCGGCGCUGGCAUAACCGGCCUUGCCAUCGCACACGAGCUCACCAGCCGCGGCCACGCCGUUACAAUAAUCGCGCGCGACCUCCCCACACCACGCAUGGACCUCGCCCAUGCGACACAAGGAUGGGCAAGUCCCUGGGCUGGCGCCUGCUUCCUGGGCCUCGACGGCGCGACGCCGCACGAGCAGGGCAUGCAACGCGAGGCAUUUCACACGCUCUGGACUCUCGCGGAAACGAACCCAGAGUCCAGUGUGCGCCGCAUCGAGAUGCAUGACCUGCAGGACACUACGCCGCUGGAGCAAAUCUGGUACCGAGACCUGAUGCCGGAAUUUCGGGUGAUGGCGCCUGCGGAGCUGCCAAGCGGGUGUCGGCUAGGCAUGGCGUAUAUGUCUGUGGUGCUGAACCCGGUCGUGUUCCUGCCGUGGCUGAGAAAAAAGCUGGAGAAGGCUGGGGUGCGGUUUGUAAAGAGGGAGGUUGGGUCGCUGGAGGAGCUGAAAGGACAGGGCCAUAAUGUCCUUGUUAAUGCGACAGGCUGGGGCGCGAAGUUCUUGGGUGGAGUGGUCGAUGCUGCAGUGCAACAGAUCCGUGGACAGACGCUUCUUGUGAAGACGUCGUACGGCAAAAUUUUUAUGCGGCAUGGUAAGGAUUAUACGUACUGCAUUCCGCGCUUGGACGGUACGGCUGUGCUGGGUGGGAUCAAGCAGGUUGGAAACACUGAUCCGCGGGUGGACGAGAACUUGAAGAUGGAUAUCUGUAACCGUGUAAGCGCCAACCUACCAUACAUAUUCUCGACAUUCCCAGCGGACUUCGAGCUGGUACGAGACAAUGUGGGAAUAAGACCUGGAAGAGAAGGGGGCGUGAGAGUUGAGAAAGACGUCAUAGAUAGCCAGAAAGUUGUCCACGCAUAUGCUGACAUGAUUGGUCCAGGCGUUGGUGGUGGUGGCUACUGCUUUAGUUUCGGUGUGGGCAAGGUCGUGGGUGAUCUCGUGGGUGAAAUACUUUCAGCUUCUCCGCAGGUGAAGUUGUGA